This is a messenger RNA of Emiliania huxleyi CCMP1516, 741 nucleotides long. RefSeq lists its product as hypothetical. The coding region runs from base 1 to 741 and encodes 246 amino acids. The transcript has 3 exons. The record is from RefSeq and is a predicted model, not a curated record. NCBI's taxonomy places the organism in Eukaryota, Haptophyta, Isochrysidales, Noelaerhabdaceae.
AUGGACGUAAUUCGUCUACUCGCCGCAGCCUGCGCAGGCGCCGUAGCCGACCACGCUACAAACACCAUCUGCGGCACGCAGCCCGCUGUCUGCAACGGCACGUUCGCAGGGCGAGCGCUCGACCUUUCAAAGCUCGACCUGACAGGCACUCUACCGCCUGAGCUGGGAAGCCUCAACCUGGCGUUCAACAACAUCUCUGGCACCAUUCCCGCAGUAGCGAGUACUAAGCUGGCAAACCUGAGCUUGUGGUCAAACCGGAUCUCGGGCACAGUAGGAGCCGCUGCGCCCGUGCCGAUGCAGAUGCAGACGACCAUCGUGGGUAAAUUUGAGGCCGAUGGAAUCACCCUCACCAUCUCGUUGAUGGGUAACGACGACUGCUGCAUCUCGGUUGCCAACGGCCGGUACAUCCAAUGCAAUGUAUGUAUGCCUUAUCUUAUCUUCUUGGGGGGUCCCACGCUCGCCUUCGAAGCCCCGGACACAGUCUACCAGGGCUGCUGCUUUUCAAAGUGCGACCACUGUUGCUUCUGCUGCCCGUGCAAGUUCGUCCGUGUGCCGGAUGUGCCGGAGUCCCUGCCUGUGGCGACCGAGGAGCCCCUGCCUGUGGCGACCGCGGAGCCGCCUACGGCGACCGCGGAGUUGCCUGUGGCGACCGCGGAGUUGCCUGUGGCGACCGGCGACCGCGAAGCCCCUGCCAGUGGCGUGGUGAGCAAGCUGCUCGAGGCGCGCAGGGCGCAGCAAUGA